Hypomesus transpacificus is the source of this 2779-nucleotide messenger RNA. It is a transcript of the gene apeh1, whose product is annotated as acylaminoacyl-peptide hydrolase. Bases 80 to 2269 code for a protein of 729 amino acids. Gene Ontology annotation, biological process: proteolysis. NCBI's taxonomy places the organism in Eukaryota, Metazoa, Chordata, Actinopteri, Osmeriformes, Osmeridae. The record is from RefSeq and is a predicted model, not a curated record. The transcript has 23 exons. Gene Ontology annotation, molecular function: serine-type endopeptidase activity.
GUGGGCGCCGCCGGCGCUGCAUGAAGUUGAUCACGCCUAUAAGGAAGUUGAGUUGAUGAGGUAACUUGUCAACACAACAAUGGAGGUAAUGACCAAUCCGGAGGACAUCUCUAAACUCUACAGAGAGUUGAGUCUCUUCCCCUCUCUGUCCCGAGCCGACGUAGGGCCCGUCAUCACCUCCCAAUACGGAGGAAAAUACAGCAACAUCUACACAGAAUGGAGUCAACGUGACCUGGAGAGGAAUGAGAAUGUCAAAUUCUGCCGUCAGUACAUAGUGUUUCAUGAUGAUAAGUCAGUGGUGUACUCCGGCCCCUCAGGAAACUGCACGGAGACCAAAGGAGAGCUGUUGAGUCAAGACUCUCCUUCUGGUGAGAUGAAAGCUGUGGUUCGAGAAUGCUCGGUCAAAGGAGAGGACAAACAGUUUCUGGAGGUCUGGAGCAAGAACAUCAAGGUGAAGAGCAUCAACCUGACCGCCCUGAAGAAGCACGGGAAGGUCUAUGAGGAUGAUCAGUUUGGCUGUCUGGUGUGGUCGCUCUCCGAAACCCACCUGCUGUAUGUGGCCGAAAGAAAGAGACCCAAGGCCGAGUCCUUCUUCCAGACAGAGCCUCCAGAGUCCAGUUCACUUGGGGAUGAGGAAGACGCUAUGAAAAUGGAAAAGAAGGAAGUCACUAAGGGGGAGCAGUUUGCUUUCUACGAGGACUGGGGGGAGACCCUGGUCAGUAAGAGUGCUCCUGUGCUGUGUGUGUUGGACAUCGAGGGCAAUAAUGUCUCUGUGCUGGAGGGACUUCCUGAAGACAUCUCUCCUGGACAGGCCUUCUGGGCUCCAGGGGACACUGGUGUGGUGUUUGUGGGCUGGUGGCACGAGCCUUUCAGACUUGGACUCAAGUUCUGCCCCAACAGGAGGUCUUCCCUAUUCUACGUGGAUCUGACCGGGGGGAAAUGUGAGCAGCUGUCGUCAGGCUCCAGUGCAGUGUGCUCCCCCAGACUGAGCCCAGACCAGUGCAGGAUAGUCUACCUGGAGUGUGCCGUCUACGGCCCCCACCAGCCCUGCAGCAAGCUGUGUGUGUAUGACUGGUACACCAAACAGACUUCGGUGGUGGUGGAUAUAGUCAAGCGACCAAGAGAGGAUGGCUUUGCCGGUAUCUACACCUCCAAGCUGUCCCCCUUGUGCUGGUCAGCUGACAGCCAGCGCGUCCUCCUCUCCUGCCCCCAGCGCAGCCGCAAGGAGCUGCUGUCAGUGGACACGACCACAGGGGCUGUCACCUCGCUGACGUCAUCGAAGUCGGACAUUGGUAGCUGGUCGCUGUUGACCAUUGAGAGGAACCUGAUGGUGGUCAGCUGUUCUGCCCCCAACUGCCCCCCCAACCUGAGAGUGGGUUUCCUGCCACCGAGUGGUUCCAGGGAGGAAGUGACAUGGGUUACUCUCGAAGAGGCUCAGACACAGCCUGACAUCGAUUGGCAGAUCCUGAACUUCACCCCGCCCUCAGACCAAGAUAACAGCCAAUACCCUGGUCUGGACUUUGACGCCCUGCUGCUGAAACCAAGAGACAUGAAGGAGGGUCUGAAGCUGCCUCUCAUCGUCACACCUCAUGGGGGUCCUCACUCAGUGUUUGUGGCACAAUGGCUCCUCUCCUCCUCUGCUCUGUGUAGGAUGGGCUUUGCCGUGUUGCUAGUGAACUACCGGGGAUCCAUCGGCUUCGGCCAGGAGAGCGUCCUCAGCCUGCCCGGCCUCGUGGGCUCUCAGGACGUCAAGGACGUCCAGUUUGCUGUUGAGAGCGUAUUAGAGGACGCUGCGUUUGACAAGCAGAAGGUGGCAGUUUCAGGGGGCUCCCAUGGCGGUUUCCUGGCAUGUCAUCUGAUUGGCCAGUACCCAGAGUUCUACAAGGCUUGCGUUGCUCGCAACCCGGUCAUCAACUUGGCCUCCAUGCUUGGCAGUACUGACAUCCCAGACUGGUGCAUGGUGGAGGCUGGUUAUGACUACAAUCCAAACUGCCUGCCAGAUCCUGCUGUCUGGAAACAGAUGCUUGACAAGUCCCCUAUAAAAUAUGUCCCUCAGGUGAAGACUCCUGUGCUAUUGACCCUUGGAGAGGAGGACAAACGUGUGCCAAGCAAGCAGGGCAUGGAGUACUACCGAGCCCUGAAGGCCCUGCAGGCUCCUGUGAAGUUGCUCUGGUACCCAGGGAACAACCACUCUCUCUCCAAGGUGGACGCCGAGUCGGACGGUUUCGUAAACAUCGCCCUGUGGAUGACGCAGCACCUGGGUGUGUGACGGCGUGGACGGGAGGCGGCGUGACGAUGCUUAAGCGGCUUGCGUGUGAACGCUAUGAGCAAGCGCACCUGCCGAAAACUAUUAGUGGCCAAAAGGAGCACUGAGUUUGGGGGAACUGAACCUAAAUGCAAUGACUUUAUCUGCACUAACUCUCCAGGGGCUUGCCUGUUUCAUCUAUUUGUUUCGUUGUCAUUUGGAUUGAAUCACAAUUCCAUUAGAGAAUGUAGUAAUAUUCUUUUAAUUUUGUCAAAACCAAAACAGUCAAACAUAUUUUGGUGAGGUUUGUAAUUUCAUUAAAAUUAUUAUUUCUUCCAAGGGCUUUUGUAGGGGUACCACCAUUCAGAAUGAAAUAUGUUAUCUCUUUUAAAAUAGCCUUAAAGUCUGAUCUAUACAUGAUUUGAUUGUGGGGACAUACACUAUUGAAAAGAUAUUGUAUUAAUGAAGAUGUACUGUGUUGGGUAAGGACAUUAAAACCAUCAUUCAUAUUUAAAUAAAAAAGUUGAACCAUUA